CUGGUUGACUUACCUGUGAGGUGCAUCAGUUUCGGUUGAGACCGAAGGAAAGAAAAUACGAACCAGCGCACGGAUGUAUGUGUGACUGAAGCAGGCCGGCUCCCGGAUCGCAGGACCUUCUUUCGGGGUGAAGCGAGGCUGGGGGGGGGAACAGAUCGCAGGAAUCACCGCACGGAGAUUAUCAAUCAGUACCACACCAGCCAGCGGCAGGUGCGGAGAAUUUCAGUCAACUUGCAAAGGAAUUCUCAGCACAUACUUUUUGCGAAUGGCUGUUGAAUAUUAGAAAAAACUUGGUUGCUGAAGACUGGAGCCUUGGGAUAUUCAUGUAUUUUUUUUCUUGACUGUGUUUUAGCGAACACGCCACAGUAUUAUUGCUUUACGGUGUCACGGUGAAGUGUCACCGUAACAGCUGUGUUAGGCUACUUCCUCCUAAGGUGUUGCCAGUGAGGAUUUAUCUGAUAUCUGGUCCUGGUUCGCUUUCGCUCCUGUCGGACUCCUGUCUUGUGGAAAGACGGUAUAAAAAACAGUAAACAAAAAAAUGAUGGGAUUUCUGCGACGGACCUUCAGUAGACGGUCAACGAGACGGUUUCACAUGUCGGACGAGAGAGACGGGAGAGGCGGGAGAGACGGGGGAUUCUCCGCACUACGAGCUCACCAGCAGCAGGUCGUCCAUACCCCCGCUGUGGUGACCGGGGGAGCCGUGGUUCAUAUCCCGGCUGCGGGGAACGCCAAGUCCGUAAUAACAUGCAGAGUCCUGCUUCUGGACGGAUCGGAUGCGAACGUAGAUCUCCCGAAGAAGGCGAAAGGCCAGGAUCUGUUUGACCAGAUCAUGUUCCACCUGGACCUCGGGGAAGCAGACUACUUCGGUCUGCAGUACAUGGAUCCGGAGCAGGUCUCUCACUGGCUGGAUGGCACCAAACCAAUCAAAAAACAAAUAAAGAACGGCCCUCCUUACACGCUGUACUUCAGAGUGAAGUUUUACUCUUCAGAGCCCAAUAACCUCCACGAGGAGCUCACCAGGUACCUGUUUGUACUGCAGCUGAGACAGGACAUUCUCUCUGGAAAGUUAAAAUGCCCGUAUGAUGUUUCUGUUGAAUUGGGUGCCUAUUGCCUACAAAGUGAGCUGGGAGACUGUGACCCCUCAGACCACUCCCCCGAGCUGGUGUCUGAGUUCCGCUUCACCCCCAAACAGACCGAGGCCAUGGAGGCGGCCAUCUUCCAGAAGUGGGUGGAGUGCAGGGGGAGGACUCCCGCUCAGGCUGAGGUCAGUUUUCUGAACAAGUGCAAGUGGCUGGAGAUGUACGGAGUGGACAUGCACUUUGUGAAGGGCAGAGACGGUUGUGAGUACGCCUUGGGCCUCACCCCGACUGGAAUCCUGGUGUUUGAAGGCUCUAAUAAAAUUGGACUCUUCUUCUGGCCGAAAAUCACGAGGAUGGACUUCAAAAAAAGCAGACUCACUCUGGUUGUUGUGGAGGAUGAUGAUCAGGGCCGGGAGCAGGAGCACACAUUUGUUUUUCGGCUGGACAGCGCGAGGACCUGCAAGCACGUGUGGAAGAGUGCGGUGGAGAGCCACGCCUUCUUCCGCCUCCGCCAGCCCGCGCAGGGCAAGCCCCGCCGCAACGACAUCAUCAACCUGGGGUCGCGCUUCCGCUACAGUGGGAGGACAGAGUAUCAGGCGACACAUGUGAGCCGGCAGCGCAGGGCCAGCUCGUUUGAGCGCCGGCCGAGUAAGCGCUACCCGUCCAGGAGGCACUCUCUGGGGAAAGUAACAUCUUCCACAUUUCCCCUGUCCUCAACGCUAAACGCUGCUAAACCGGCACUUCUAAGUGCCCAGACGAGUCCCGACCCCAGCCUGUAUCCGUACCAGCAGAACAUCCCGAUGACCCACGAGCCCUGGCUCCCCCCCCACGCCAGCCUGGCCCCCCCCAAAUACCCCUCCCAUCCCGGGCACACGCCCCCCCUCAGCUGCCCGUUAAGCGCAGGAGUGCGUCUGCAGCAGUUCAGUCUGGAGGAGAAUGAGGUGGUGCCCUUCUCGGGGAACGUGGGCCGGCGAUGUCAUCACCGCCACAGCGCGUACGGCAGCCCUGAUUUCUGCAGUCUGCAGAACCCACACAGCCUGAAGUCUUUCUCAGAGCUGAGAGCCGUGGCAGCCUGCCAGCCAGAGGAGCCUGAGCCCCCCCGGUGUGGGAAGCAGGAUCUGGAGCCCAGCAGAAUGCCCCCGCCCUGGCCCUCCAUGCACAUCAACAUGGACAACAGAACUGAGGAGAAGCCCCUGAUCGAGAAGGGCCUGCGCUCCCCGGUCUCUCCCACCGGCCUCCCCGAACAUCUCAAGUGCAACAUCCUCAAGGCACAGAUGGAUGCGGCCUUCCGGGGGAAGGAAGAUGCUUCAGACUGCAGGCUCUCUUCCAGCAGCCAGGACCACAAUGGGAGGUUUCCUACGUCAUCCCAGGACUCUGUUUCUUCCAGUUUGACAACAGAGAAGCCAUCUGUCCGGCCGGAGCGCAGGAAAAGACUGGUCCGGCAGUUUAGUUUUAACCAUAGCGAUGAGGAUGAUCUCCCAGCAGCACUUGCAGCCAUAUCGUCCCAAAGCCGGACCACCUCCGAGAGCUCCUUAGACAAGCAGAUCCAGCCGCCCAUAUACCCCAAGGCUGACCUUCCACGGUUAGAGGUGGACGUGCAGUGCUGUGACCUCACCUUGUCUCCGUCUAAACCUCCUUUCUCUCAUUCACCCGUACCCCAACUGCUGUCCUGCCUCACACCUCAAAAAACCAGCUCUGAACCGCGGAGCCUGGACCAUGACAGGGAGAAGCUGAUGAGGCGACUCCUGAUGACAGAGCUGUGACAUCACCACGCCCCCUCGCCCCCCACCCUAACCCCCACCCCCCCGGAGAGGAGCUGGUCUCUGUGUGCCUUUCAUAUCCUGCCUGUAACCCUGGAACUCUGCUCCCGCCUCACCUGCUCACAGCUACAGGGACAUUCGUGGCAAACGUAGCCUUGUGAUCGCACCAUAUGAACGAGACUUUUCAUUCUCACAACGCACAUCUUAGGACUUCAACAACUUCUAUUAUGCUGCCCUAAAAUAUCUCAUUGACAGAUUGAAACAUUUCAGAGUUUCAUGCGAUAUAUAUAUCUGCAGAAGGCUUCAGCGUGAAUUCAAGUAUUGUCGGUUUUCAAUAUUCCAUUAAGAAAUGUUAAAUAACUUUCCACAUGCUAAACGUGUAUAUUGAUCAUCCUUGCGGCACUGAUGGUUGGAGUCAUAGGUCUAUUUUUAGUGGUGCCCAGUGUCACACAGAACGGGUCUGAUGCUUGCAGCUGACUGUAUUUCUACCACUUCAGUCCUUUGGUAACUGUUUUAAUAAAAUUUAAAUCCAAUAUAAAAAAAUACCCAUACUUCAAAAAUAUUGUAAAUAUUCUCCUGUUUGGAAUUCAGAAAUAAAAACCAUAUAUGUUA
This is a messenger RNA of Conger conger (European conger), 3451 nucleotides long. RefSeq names its product erythrocyte membrane protein band 4.1 like 4B (gene epb41l4b). NCBI's taxonomy places the organism in Eukaryota, Metazoa, Chordata, Actinopteri, Anguilliformes, Congridae. Gene Ontology annotation, cellular component: cytoskeleton. Bases 539 to 2842 code for a protein of 767 amino acids. The transcript has 23 exons. Gene Ontology annotation, molecular function: cytoskeletal protein binding. The record is from RefSeq and is a predicted model, not a curated record.